GCUGCCAGUGACGGUUCUCAGCGGCUUCCUCGGGGCUGGCAAGACCAGCUUGUUGACGCAUGUCCUUCACAAUCAAGAAGGCUUACGGGUGGCCGUGAUCGUGAACGACAUGGCCGAGGUCAACAUAGAUGCCAUGCUUGUCAAAUCCGAACAAGUGCUCAAUGUGCAAGACAAGAUGGUCGAGAUGCAAAACGGCUGCAUAUGUUGCACUUUGCGCGACGACCUCAUCGAACAUGUCACCAAGAUUGCAGCAGAGAGAAAGUACGACUACCUGUUGAUCGAAAGCACGGGCAUUUCUGAGCCGAUGCCAGUGGCAGCCACCUUCGUGACUGACAUUGAAGGCAACCGGGAACGAAUUGAAAAC
This is a messenger RNA of Symbiodinium necroappetens, 364 nucleotides long. Lineage: Eukaryota; Dinophyceae; Suessiales; Symbiodiniaceae. The record is from the annotation of a GenBank genome assembly.